UUUUAAUAUAUUGGAUCUAAAAGAAUAAUAAGAGAAAAGCGGCAAGAAAAAUUUAAUAAAGGAAAAUUUUUUCAAUCUAUGAUCAAAAGCGAUCUUCAAGAAAAUAUUCAAUUAAAACAAGAUGAAAUCAAUUUAGUCUACAAUCAAAAACAUGAAACGGAUUGUGGAAAUGAAAAUCAACAUCCUUUUAUCGAAUCCAAUGAGAAAAAUGAAAAACAACGUGAAGAAUGGGGUAAAGGAAUUGAAUUUUUAUUCUCUUGUAUAUCAUUAUCAGUUGGAUUAGGUAAUGUUUGGCGUUUUCCAUUCAUUGCAUUUCAAAAUGGUGGAGGAGCAUUUUUAAUUCCAUAUAUAAUAGUAUUACUAUUAGUUGGUCGUCCAGUUUAUUAUUUAGAAAUUAUAAUUGGACAAUUUACAAGUCGUGGAUGUUUUCAAGCAUUUAAUUUUGCACCAAUAAUGAAAGGUGUUACAGCUGGUCAAGUUUAUAUAACAAUUGCUUCAAUUACAUAUUAUUCAAGUAUUAUGGCAAUUACAUUUAGAUAUUUAUUAAGUUCAUUUGAAAAUCCUUUACCAUGGAGUUAUUGUCGUUCAGAAUGGCAAGAAAAUUGUUUAGAUUCAAUGUCUAAAAAUUUCAAUCAAUUAAAUGAAAGUAAUGAAUAUAAAAUUCUAAAUGCAAAUAUAUCAAUUAGAUCAUCAGCAGAAUUAUAUUUUUUAAAAGAAAUUUUAAAUGAAAAACAAUCGAUAGAGAAUGGAAUUGGCUAUCCAAUUUUAAAUUUAGUUGGUUGUCUUGCAGUUUCAUGGAUUAUAAUUGGGACAGUUAUUAUAAAAGGGAUUCAGAGUUCUGGUAAAGCAGCAUAUUUCUUGGGCGUAUUUCCUUAUGUAACAAUGAUUGUGUUAUUAAUAAGAUCUCUAACAUUACCUGGAGCCUUAAAUGGUGUAUGGUAUUUCUUUCGACCACAAUGGAAAGAACUUCUUAAUCCAAAAGUUUGGUAUUCUGCUGUAACCCAAGUAUUUUUCUCUUUAGCCAUUUGUUUUGGAACUUUAAUGACUUAUGCAUCAUAUAAUCCAUUUUCAAGAAAUGUUUAUAAGGACUUAACUAUUAUAACAACAAUGGAUUUUUGUUCUUCUAUAAUUGCUGGUAGUAUAAUAUUUGGAAUAUUAGGUAAUCUAGCACUUGAAACUGAUGCAAAAGAUAUUAGUCAAGUUGUUAAAGGUGGUGCUGGUUUAGCUUUUAUAUCAUAUCCUGAUGCUAUAGCAAAAUUUGAAUUUUUACCACAAGUAUUUGGAGUCUUAUUCUUCUUAAUGUUAUUUGUAUUAGGAAUUGGAAGUACAGUUGGUAUGGCAUCUUGUAUAAUAAAAGUUAUACGUGAUCAAUAUCCAAAUAUAAAACAAGGUUAUUUGGCAGCAAGUAUUUCUAUUAUAGGUUUUACAAUUGGAUUAGUUUAUAUGACACCAGGUGGACAAUUCAUUUUAGCUCUAGUAGAUUUUUAUGGUGCUUCAUUUGUUGCAUUAAUAUUAGCAAUUGGUGAAUUGAUUGCGGUUGCAUGGAUAUAUGGAGUAAAAAGAUUUUGUAAUGAUAUACAAUUUAUGAUGUGUGUUAAAACUGGAAUAUAUUGGAGAAUUUGUUGGGGAUUAAUAACACCAUGCUUAAUGAUUUCUGUAUUAAUUUAUACAUUGAUAGAUUUUGAAUUAUUAAAAUAUAAAGAUGUUGAAUAUCCAUUUAUUGCACAUGUUUGUGGUUUAGUAAUUUCAAUUAUUGGUAUUAUACAACUUCCAUUUUGGGCAUAUUGGGCAAUAAGUAAACAAAAUAAAAAUUUUCAUUUAAUUAAAAGAAUAAAAAAAGCUUGUAAACCAGAUAAAUUAUGGGGUCCUUUAGAUUCUGAAAUUUUAGAAGAAUAUCAGCAGUACAGGCAGAAUAUUAUGGAAAAUGAAUUAAAGAUUCAAAAGAAAUCAACAAUUUUAAAAAGAUUUAAAGAAAAUAUUUUUGAAUAAAAAUUUAAUAAACUACGUUUUAUAUUAAUAACAUUUUAUAGCCACAAUAGCCCUUUAUAU
Molecule: messenger RNA, 2049 nt
Organism: Condylostylus longicornis
Lineage: Eukaryota; Metazoa; Arthropoda; Insecta; Diptera; Dolichopodidae
Gene: List
Product: sodium-dependent nutrient amino acid transporter 1
Exons: 10
Coding region: 79-1989 (636 amino acids)
Biological process (GO): sodium ion transmembrane transport
Cellular component (GO): membrane
Molecular function (GO): L-amino acid transmembrane transporter activity
Source: RefSeq, a predicted model, not a curated record